Molecule: messenger RNA, 2412 nt
Organism: Penicillium robsamsonii
Lineage: Eukaryota; Fungi; Ascomycota; Eurotiomycetes; Eurotiales; Aspergillaceae
Product: COG1/VPS51 family protein
Exons: 2
Coding region: 1-2412 (803 amino acids)
Biological process (GO): intra-Golgi vesicle-mediated transport
Cellular component (GO): COG complex; Golgi apparatus
Source: RefSeq, a predicted model, not a curated record
AUGGCUCCUGAGGCACCUGAUCCUCAGAGCUUGAAGUCAUGGCACGAUGCAUUCCAAUACCCAAUUCCUACGGUACGCCGUGUGGAACAGGAGCUGCGCCGGGACAUCGCGAGCAAUAAGGAGAAGCUCCGAGCUCUCGUGGGCACGCGAUAUCGUGACUUAGUUGGAACCGCUGAGACGAUUGUGACCAUGAACCGAGACAUUCAAGAUGUGGAAUCUAUUCUGGCUGAUGUUGGACGCCGGUGCAACCCCCGACUUAUAGAAAGGAAGCAUGUUCAUGUCCGGCAAAUUAAGACUGGUGAUGCUGAGAAAGGUACGAAAACUAGCCAUGAAGGAAGUCAGGAAUCAGUAGCUGAUAUUGUGAGCAUAGACGCAGAGAAGCACGCAUUUGGAGCGCAGCUUUCUCUCCUUCACCGUUGUACAACCUCUAUCAGCCGGCUUUUGCGACGUCGCAGCUCGCUUCUGUUGGUUGCGAAGAUUCUAGUUGUUUCCCGAUUACUACACAAGACGUUAUCGCAACACGAGUCACUCCCCCCAUUCAUUGAUGAUCUCCGGAAUCAGCUAGCGUCUCUCCGGCGAACACUCCUCAAGCGUAUUGAUAAACGCCUUGCCUCUACAAGCGCUACAGAAGAUACUAUUAUUGAAUCAUUGGCUGCCUAUUGCCUUGCAACGAGCUCUUCUUCUGACGAUGCGAUCGAUCAUUUCCACAAAGUGCGCCUGGACGUCAUUGUUAGCCAGUUGGAUGUGUCUCGUGAGAACAUCCCCAGAGCCCUCCAGCUGUUUGUUCGGACACUUCAUGCCUCAAAGGUCCUGCGAUCCCGUCAAUUUCCAGAUGUGCUCUCGAAGCUUAAAGCUCGACCUCUCCUCGCCGACCCAGAGAUUCAGAGUCUAGAUGGGCUGGAGGUUGAAGUUCUUGGCCGCUGGGUAGCUCCAGAGGUCAAAAAUUUCACCCCCUGGAUCAAGCUCAGCGAACUGAACAGAACAGAGGGCUUGCAAUCGACUAAGGAAUGGUCACUCCGGGCUUUCAAGAAAUUCUCCGAAGGCUGCCAAAAGAGCUUGGCCCACAGCACCGAUUUCUCCGAGCUCCUCUUGCUCCGUUCAGAGACCGUGGAAUUAUGGCUGUCAUCCUGGGGCUCGACUAUCAUUCACAGCUCAGUGGAUGUCCUCGAAAGUCUUCGAAAUAUUUUCAAUGACCAGCUUACCAGAAUCCUGAAUGUGAAAGCACAAAGCCUAGGCGAAGUUGGUACUCAAGUUUCAUCUCUAAUAUCAGACUGGGAGAACACCGAGCACAACCCCGUCGGAUCUCUGUGGGAUGCCGAUCUUAUUACCGCAGAAUACACGAGCGGCGCCCAGAGAUUCAAACAAACUGUAGCAGAUAGAUUAUUGGGCCGUGAUGAAGACAUCUCUACCGUCCUUAUGACGUAUCAAGCAUGGCUGGCCUCAAUCCAAGAAGUGAACGAAUCCAUCGACUCUCUACGCCGCACGCGAUGGACAGACAUUCUCGUCGGAGGUGAAGUCGAAGAUGAAGAUAUCGACAUCACACCCCGGCUCAAUGAAGAUGACCCCCGACACCUAUCUGGUUCUCUCCACUCUGCCGUUCGCAACGCAUUCACCAGUCUUCAGACAUCAUUCAGCACCGCUUUCCAGUCAUUCAACUCCUCACAUUCAAGCGAAAAAGCCACUUUCCUAUUGAGACUUAUACGACUCGUCCGGCGCGAUAUCCCCGCUGACUUUGUAUCUGGAGACUUUGUAUUUUCGAGCGAAAUCGUCCCUGAUCUACAGAAGUUGCUUGCAGCAGAAGUAGUCGCUAAGGCUGGAUCGCUGAGCUUGAUUCCGUCCCCGAAGACCAACCCCCAGACAGGCAAAGCUAAGACCGUGCCCGGCAGAUCACUCUGGGAAGGCGAGCCUGCCAUCCCAGUUCAGCCCUCGGCUUCGAGCUUCAAGCUCCUGCGUCGUCUCACUUCCUCGAUGGAUACUUGUGGAUUGGACCUGUGGGAUCCGUCCACUGUGCAGGCAUUGAAGCAGGAAUUGAAAACGAAACUUGGGGCGGCUAUCUUAUCUGCUUUGGAUGAUCUCGAUAGCGAAGAUGCGCCUAACAAGACUGAGACCAAGGAUGGUCAACCUGCUGCCAAAGGAGAUAAGGACAAGGAAGAUGAGAUCCCGGAGAAACCAGAGACCCACAGCCCGGAUCCAGAUCAAGUCGAAUCUCUGCGUGGCUGGAAGGUUCAGCUCUUCUUCGACUCUCUGUAUCUGUCUCAGAUGCUUGGCGAGCAAAAUCAGCUGGCUGGUGUCGUCGAUCGUGCUCAGAAGAGCUCUGGUUCUAGUGCGGAGACUGUGAAGACUAUUAAGAAGCUUGCAACUGAGUAUUGGACUCGGACGGAGCUGCUGUUUGGUCUCUUGGCAAGACACUGA